UCAAAUCUUAGGAGAUCAGCUGGACGCAUGCGUUAUCGGUUUCAUAAUCCCAACAUCAACUUCCUUCCAGUUGCGACAAAUAUAUGUUGCUUGCGGAUCAUAGUUCUGUUCCUGCCGUCAUGAACGCUCAGUUCAUAUAAACUAGAAUUAGUGCCUCGACUUCUCUUUCUUGCUCUUGCUCUUGCUCCCUAUGCCCAAGGCAGCAGCAUCGUUGGCUCGCGGCUCUGCCUGCCUUUGUUGUCGGAAGCGGAAACUGAAAUGCGACGGGGGGCGCCCAGUAUGCCGUCAAUGUACGAAGAUGAAUCGGGCGGAGGAGUGCGAAUACGAUGAUAUGACUGUUAAGAGCAGGACGCAAAAGCUGCAAGAGAAGUUGACCAUGCUGGAGACCAGACUUCGUGAGCUCGAGUCCGAACCGUCGCGUUCAUCGCAGUCAUCAAGCGCCGAGACGUCACCAGAGGCGGGGCCAUCAACGAGUCCACCAAGUGCUGUUCUCGCACCGUUUGCCCCCGCAGCCAUCACUGAUGCAGAUCCUUCCUCCCUACCAACCACAUUUCAAGACUUCAGCGCAUUCGAUCCAUCGUGGUCUACGAAUUCACCGUCAUCGUCGUCAAGCUCAGUCGAACUCGCUGCUUUUCCCGGGGUGUUCGGAGAAGGGUCAACAGACCACCUGUGGCCUUCCGUAACAGCGUCUUCGUCUCAGGUUGCGCCUUUCCUUGAGGGGAACGAUACUCUAGGAUCAGGAUUCGAGAUCAACCCUGGGAUGUACCCCGUGUCAACACAUGCAGAUCCAAACUUUAGCGCGUCCUUCUUCCCCCAAUGGGAUCCCAAAACACCCUUGCCGAACGAGCAUAGGACGAUUCUAAUGAAUAUAUUUCUUCUCCACCGGCAUCAGUUCUCGUUCGAAGGAGACAUUUCGAGAUUUGAUGAUUCCGUACCGGCCAACCUGUUCCGUCCCGAACCUCAUCCUGCUCUCUUGAGUGCCAUCUACCUCCUUGGAUGCCAUUUCGCACGUUCUCCCUACUAUUCUGGGUUAGAACCUAUAUUUUUCAACAAGGCGCUAAGCGAAAUCACCUUGGCUCUCGACAGCUCCGAUCGCCUCGUCGACAUUAUCGAGACCUCGUGUCUUCUUGCCGUAUAUCUAUACAUCAAUUCCCGUUUUCUCGAGGGCUACUGUCACGCUUUCGCUGCCGCACGUCUCGCCGUGGGUAUCGGGCUGCAUCAGAUUACGUCGGAGCCGUAUGACUCGAACACAUCUUCGCAACAAGCGACUGUUUCCACAAUUCCUUUGCCCGCUCCUCGGUCCCAGGAGGAGAUGCGUGACAGGAUAGCAGCAUUUUGGCAGGUGUUCAUUGUGGAUAGGUGUUGGACAAUUGCAAAUGGUCUUCCGUUGGCAUUACCCGAUGGUGACAGUCAUAAUUCGCGUAUUAAAACACCAUGGCCAACGCCUCCCGAGGCCGGAAUUGACCCUUCGACUUACAUCCCACUUCUUCGCGCCAAAGCAGUGGCUCUUCUAGAAAGGGCAAGUCGCAUUGCAUCCAUCUCCAAUAAGAACGACGAUUAUUGGGCCAAUUACAAUGCCGCUGAAAUUGCAUUAAAACGAUUAUCGGCCUCGUUGCCUGCCUUCCUUGGCUUCGAACCCUGGCGGAUGCAGGCACCGUUUAUAGACGUUGACUUGUUCGCCAUCCACAGUGCGGUCCACGGGGCGAUGAUACAUCUCUAUAGGGAUGUCAAUGAAGGGGAGACACAGAAGGGUAUGAGGACGAUUCUGUCUCUCAUACGCCAGCUGAACAAUGACGACUAUGAAUUCCUGGAGCCGACCCUUUGCGCUACAUGGACCUGUGUCGCCAAGGAAUACAUGCGAUUCAUCCACAUAGCGAACCAGAACCCUGGUGGAUCAGAUGCACACAGUGUUUCUAUCGCAGAGCAAGAAAUCGUUGUUCUGAUCAGUGCUAUGAAGAUGCUCAGCGCCUUUUUCCCUAUUGCGGGCGAGCAUGCCAAGAAGAUCGAGCAAGAGCUCCAGCAGACGCAAGGAUCGACUUAGUAGUAAACCGUUUCUCCCGGGUCUGAAACUGACUCGGUUGCUAUCCACUGCAGACUGCGAUGUGGCAUUCUCUCUGGCCGGGCAUACUGGCGACC
Molecule: messenger RNA, 2136 nt
Organism: Desarmillaria tabescens
Lineage: Eukaryota; Fungi; Basidiomycota; Agaricomycetes; Agaricales; Physalacriaceae
Exons: 8
Coding region: 191-2041 (616 amino acids)
Biological process (GO): regulation of DNA-templated transcription; DNA-templated transcription
Cellular component (GO): nucleus
Molecular function (GO): zinc ion binding; DNA binding; DNA-binding transcription factor activity, RNA polymerase II-specific
Source: RefSeq, a predicted model, not a curated record